AUGGAAUCACACGACUUUGGCAAUAGCCAGGGGGCAUUCCAGAUCUAUCUAGAUGCCGUUGAAGAGCAUACUCGCGACAAUCGUCCAUCUCCAGUGCUGACAGGCGACCCUUUCAGUGCUACUGACAAUCCCCAGGACGACACAAAUGCGGCAUCAUCAAGCAAUGUACCUAAGCGGCCCCGGAAAGCACGAACUCCCAAACAAGGCAUCGCUGAUGCGAGCCUGAGAGAGUUCAAAGAGUUUAUGAUACAAUAUCGCCUUGAUCACUGGAGAGCAAGAGCGCGGAUCGUUCAUGUCAAGGGUCAAACUAAUAUGACAGCUUUCUGGAGCCCACAAUGGGCUGGCUUCGAGGUUGCGGACAGUGGGAUUAACGUGUUCGAUGGCUUCGACCGAACGUGGUUUGUACCAUUUGACAUAACCACACCCCUGCCUGCCGAAAAGCGGGAGAUCGCAGAGGACCUCCGGAAACGACGCCUUGAACUAGAGGCUGCAUAUCGCACCAAGGUCGACAAAGACAAGACCUUUCCAACGAAACUGCAGCACUUAGUUGAAGAAGAGGUUAAAGAGACAUGCCAGACGUUGUGGGAGCCCAAUGUCUAUGACCCAGACCGGGAGCCAGCAAGAUGGGAUGAUGUGCGAGCAAGCUUUCAACUCAGUCACUUGGUCACAAUGGUAGCCCAAACUCGCUUGGGUGUUGGCAAAGAACAGUUAUCAGGCUAUUACCAGGUCAAGGUCCUCGAUUUAGGGGUCGACGGUAAGAUUAAUUACCAGUGUGUCAAUCUACCCAGCGAUGUCAGCAUGGAGGGAAUGCUUUCACGAAUGAAAGCCAGGUUUCCUCCCGACAGUGAACAGAGCCAACGCACUAUCAACGUCUUUAUACACAGACUCGAGAUUGUUUGGCAUCGUGGAGAUGAAACACAGCGAAAGAAAGCCCAAGGCUUGUUUCGCCAGCUGCAUGAAUUGGUGCUAGCAGAGAAACCUGAAAGUGAGAGAUACUCAUGGGUUUUCAAGUUGAGAAGCAACUCCAAUUUCUAUAUUCCCGCCGGCAAGUUGCCUGAUCGUCUUAGUACGUGGACAAAGUUGAAUGAAACAACCUACCAAGAACUACUUGAAGGCGUACGAGCAAAGAAACAUCCGGUUCUUAUCCGAAAGGUUCGAGUUCGCCGGUGGUGGGCUGAAGUAGAUGAUCUUAUGAACCAAGCUGAAGUUUUCUUCGGCGGAGCCGGGCUGUCGUCUCUCCAGCUUGACAUCGUGGAUGAACUCCUCGCCAGCCGCACCCAGGAAGAAGUUCAGCGAGCAGCGAAAACAAAGCAAGCGCUAGACAGGGCGAAGCUUGCGACUAUGGGGACGCUUGAUUGUCCAAGUAAGGACAACAAUGAUGACGAGUUUGGCGCUUUUUGA
Molecule: messenger RNA, 1401 nt
Organism: Fusarium fujikuroi IMI 58289
Lineage: Eukaryota; Fungi; Ascomycota; Sordariomycetes; Hypocreales; Nectriaceae
Exons: 2
Coding region: 1-1401 (466 amino acids)
Source: RefSeq, a predicted model, not a curated record